Solea solea (common sole) is the source of this 1841-nucleotide messenger RNA. It is a transcript of the gene c8b, whose product is annotated as complement component 8, beta polypeptide. The coding region runs from base 44 to 1789 and encodes 581 amino acids. The record is from RefSeq and is a predicted model, not a curated record. Gene Ontology annotation, biological process: immune response. The transcript is spliced from 12 exons. Gene Ontology annotation, cellular component: membrane attack complex. NCBI's taxonomy places the organism in Eukaryota, Metazoa, Chordata, Actinopteri, Pleuronectiformes, Soleidae. Gene Ontology annotation, molecular function: protein binding.
CGAGCAAUGUUUUCCCCUAAUUCACAGUCAGUAACACACAACCAUGUUUCCUACAGUCAACUUGCACCGCUGUCUACUCCGUGUUACUCUGAGCCUGGUGCUUCUAAGUGAAGCUGCCGUCACAACAGCAAGCAGCGAGGGGCCCAGUGUUCGUGAAGCUCGGUCAGUGGGAGGCCAAGUGGCAGCUCAGGCGUUGGACUGUGUUUUCUCAGAGUGGAGCGCAUGGUCACGCUGUGACACAUGUCAGAAGAAGAGAUACCGCUUUGCUAAGCUCGAUCAGCCUUCUCAGUUUGGAGGGGAGCCGUGCAAUUUUCACGACAGGGAGGAAGAGGCUUGUAGUGUUCCGGACCGCUACACCUGCGACAGUGUUCCUCUCUGUGAGGGGUUCCUCUGCACCCAAACAGGCCGCUGCAUUCACAGAACUCUGCAGUGCAAUGGAGAGGACGACUGCGGGGACAUGUCAGAUGAAGUCGGCUGUAAGAAGGUGCCCAAGCCCUGCAGGCAGGAAGCUGAGGAGUACUGGGGAAUUGAAAACCUCGCCAAAGGGAUCAACGUCUUGAACAGUAACCUGGAGGGACUGGUCCUUGAUAACAGAUACUACGCUGGCAGCUGCCUGCCCCAUUACAUCCAGGACGUCAGAUUCAGGAAGCCUCACAACUUACAACAAUACACUCUACAGACAAAGGGCUCGUAUGAUUUUAAUCUGCAGUCUUUCGAGUCAUACUCUGACUACAUGGACUACACACGGAAAGAGCGCAUGACCCAGAUCAGUUUUUCCUUUGGCUUUGCCAUCCCUGGUGUGUUUGAAUUUGGCUUCAACUUCAAUAAUGCCAAAACCACCAAAUCGAUUCAGAAGAUUCGCCGUGCCUCUGGCAGGGUCAACAGCUUUGUGAGAGCCAAAGCAGAACUGGAGUUGGCCCAGUACAUGCUGAAGUCGGACGAGCUGAUGCUUCACCCUGAGUUCCUGCAGCGCCUGCGCUCCUUGCCUCAGUCCUACGUGUACGGAGAAUACAGAGCGAUCUACAGAGACUACGGCACCCACUACAUCACAGAGGCCGCCCUCGGCGGACAGUAUGAGCACACCAUCAUUCUGAACAAGGAGAAGCUCGAGAAGACAGAUUAUUCUUUGGAGGACUACAAGACCUGCACACAGGCAGGCCUUAAGGUUGGAGCCAACAUAUAUGGAGUGUACGUGUCAGCUGGGGUUCAAGGUGGAGCCUGCAACGGCCUGUUGAAUGAGAUGGGAGAGGACACGGUGGCGGGCAGCUCAGUGGAGGACUUUGUUGCUGUGGUGCGAGGUGGCAGCAGUGAAUCCAUCACUGCUCUGGUGUCCAAAAAACUUCCGACCCCACAGUUGAUGAGGCUUUGGGGUGAAGGAGUGCGCUACAACCCCGACUUCAUUCGUGCAACAACCCUGCCGCUGUAUGAGCUGGUGACCUCCAGGGAUUUCACCCACGAUGCCUCUCUGAAGAGGAACAUGAAGAGAGCGCUGUCCGAGUUCCUGACGGAGACGAACUCGUGCAGAUGUGCUCCCUGCCGCAACAACGGGGUGGCCGUGUUGAGAGGCACGAGGUGCGACUGUGUGUGUCCUGUUGGUUACACUGGACGGAGCUGUGAGAUCACUCAGAGGCGAAAAGACAUAGGCAUCGAUGGCAGCUGGAGCUGCUGGGGUGCAUGGUCGUCCUGCAGCGGGAGAACAAUGUCAAGGAGUCGACAGUGUAACAACCCAGUGCCCAGCAAUGGAGGCGCGGCCUGCUCAGGACUGCAGCAAGAGUCUACUGAAUGCUGAAUGUCAACGGUGACAUAAAUAUUCAUGUCAUAAAUAAACCUUCUAAAAGCGA